UUGAGAGACACGGCGAUGUAAAGUGGUGAAUCAUCAGCAUAGCUGUGAAAGUCAACGCCUUGCCUCCCGAUGACGUCCCCAAGAGGAAACAUCUAUAAAUUAAAAAGUGUAGGACCUAAAAUUGACCCUGGGGGAACCCCAAAUUUCAUUUAAAAGAUUCUAGAAGAGCAUGCAUCAAUACUUACAUAAAAGUGUCGAUCUGUAAGAGAAGAAUAAAGUGCUAACCCUCCACACAAAGUAGUCUAUUUCAGUGUACUACAACGAUCUUGGCCAUCUGGUUGAAGUGUUUCUUCAUCCUCUGAUGAGGAACCAAACCCUUCCAUGAAGUCCAGCUGACAUGACUAAGCAGUUUCAUCACGGUGUGAAUGACGAUGUAAAACAAUGACAGACUUCUUCCUUCCACAGCUUCAGCCCCUGAAAGUCAUGAUGAGAACUUUCCCUAAUCUGAAGAUCCUUCUGCUUUAAUGAUGAAACCUCAGCGAAGGCGAUUACAAGAGCACGCCACAAGUGACCGCAGCAUUCCAGGAAGACACAGGGAAGGGAAGUAUGAGAACACAACAAUCAGAAUAAUUCUAUCUGUGAUUUCAAUCAGAUCAGAUCAGAUUGUUUUAUUUUAAAAAGCUCUACAAAAGCAUUGGUAAUCAUGUCUCCAUGUCAAAGCGGAUUUCCGCGGCUACCUCCGUGUCUCUGUGACUCAAGAGGGGAAAAAUAAAAACAAGAAUGAUCGAUUUAUUGUUGUCUCGAUGAAAAUAAGAAAAAUAUCAUAUGAUUUAGGAUGCUUGAGCUUGCUGCUUCCCCAUACCGAAGCGGCUGUUUAUCUGCCGGCAUGACAGGCAAACCACCCUCACACACCGGACCACCACCACCGAACUGGAGCCUGAGGACCAGGGACGGGAGACAGCGAACAACGUGACCAUCCCCCUCUCGCUGUGUGUGUACUUAAGAUGUGCAAGUAAAUUCGGCGACCGGGCGAGACAGACCCCCCCCAUUCUUUAACAUCGGAGUCUGAUGGCCCAAACGUGUCGACCACAGGGCCCUUUGUGAGAGCAUGUUGGUGUUUAGUGUGUAUAGUAUGUACUGAGAGGAGACACAAUCAAAAUUGGUGGUUGCUUCCACCAAAGAUCCCUACUAGUCUAAAGCAAAUAAAGCCUGAUUGGGGGUGGGGGGUGUCCUUUAUUUUUAAGGUGUAAUUUAUUUAUUUAUUUCCUCAAUUGAUCAUCAUGUUUUUUCUUUGUCGGCUUUUCUCUCUUAUUUUUUUAUCUCAUUUUUAUUCUUUCAUGGCCCCACCCAGUUCUCCAGGUAGUAUGGGAGGGCCAGGAACUCACCUUUCCAGACGUUUGCAUCAAGUUACAUCAUGUUGCACCCCCUCUACCCCCAGCAUUGGGUUUCAGUUGUUGCUGCCGUGCUUCUUUUCUUCAUUUUUCUUCCUUUCUCUGCAGUUCAGCUGAACGUUUUGGCUCCGGCUCCUCUGCAUGUUUCUGCACAGCCAAGAUGCCUCUGAACAAGAAGAACAUUUCGCAACAGCUAUCAGAGUAACAGGAUGCAGGUCGUGACCCGCAGGCAGACGUUUCCCGUCAAACAUCAUAAUCCAUUUACAGCAAUGCACCAUGGGCCAACACACAGCAGAAGCCCCGCCUCUCCUGCUGAUGAACCUGAACCCAAACUCUGGAUCCAGCAUCCGGGUCCAAAGUCCUCUGAGUCCGGAUGUUGGUCUCUCAGGAGUAACCAGUCGAUGGAGCCCCCCCUCGCCUUUGGGGGCCAAAAAACUUUUCCAGAUGAAUCCCUGAUCCAGCAUCCGGGUCCAAAGUCCUCUGAGUCCGGAUGUUGGUCUCUCAGGAGUAACCAGUCGAUGAAGCCCCCUCUCGCCUUUGGGAACCACAGAACCUUUCCAGAUCGAUCGCUCGUUGAAGACGAAGGCGCAGCAGCUGGAGGUGACCAGACGACAAAAGAACAACAAACAUGUCUGGACUCAAAGCAGAUGGACCAUCAUCCGCUGGAAAAGCAUCGAGCUUCCGUCUGCGAGCAGCGACUGAGGACCUGGUUGAAGACCAACGUCCAGAGUGUGCUGGAAGGCGUGGCUCACGCAGGAAGCUCUCCUCUGCACGAGACCUACACAGAGCUCCACAUCACCGAGGGGGGGGCUGGAGAGCUCGGAGAAGAGCACGAGUUCAGGCAGAUCGAGGUCGCAACCAGAAGAGCGGACAGGCCGGAAAGAACCAUCAGAGAAGAAGAUUUCUUCCAAGCAACACCUGAGAAGCCUGAACCAAUCAGAACGGUGCUGACGAAGGGCGUGGCCGGCAUCGGGAAGACCAGCUUAACGCAGAAGUUCACUCUGGACUGGGCUGAAGGCAGAACCAGCCAGAAGAUCCAGUUCCUGUUUCCGUUCACCUUCAGGGAGCUGAAUGUGCUGCAGGGCAGAAAGUUCAGCUUGGUGGGUCUGGUUCAUCACUUCUUUGUAGAAACCAAAGAAGCAGGGAUCUCGGCCUUUGAUCCGUUCCAGGUUCUCUUCAUCUUCGACGGUCUGGAUGAGUGUCGACUUCCUCUGGACUUCCGCAACAACCCGGUCCUGUCUGAGGUCACGGAGGCCUCCUUGGUGGAGGUUCUGCUGACCAACCUGAUCAGUGGGAAGCUGCUUCCGUCCGCUCGCAUCUGGAUCACCUCCAGACCGGCUGCAGCCAGUCAGGUUCCGGCUGAGUUUGUGGACCUGGUGACAGAAGUCCGAGGUUUUGCCGACCCUCAGAAGGAGGAGUACUUCAGGAGGAGAUUCAGAGGUGAGGAGCAGACGGAGCGGAUCCUCUCCCACAUCAGGACUUCCCGGAGCCUCCACGUCAUGUGCCACAUCCCGGUCUUCUGCUGGGUCACCGCCACGGUUCUGGAGGACGUGCUGAGGAGCAGAGAGGCCGGAGAGCUGCCCAGGAGCCUGACGGAGAUGUACGUCCACUACCUGGUGGUUCAGACCAAGCAGAAGAAGAGGAAGUACGAUGGAGGAACCGAGGCCGACCCACACUGGACUGAGCAGAACCGAGAGAUGGUGGAGUCUUUAGCCAAACUGGCUUUUGAGCAGCUGCAGAAAGGAAACCUGAUCUUCUAUGAAUGCGACCUGACAGAGUGUGGCAUCGACAUCUCAGCAGCAUCGUUGUACUCAGGAGUGUUCACUCAGAUCUUCAAAAAGGAAACGGCACUGCAUCAAGAUAAGAUGUUCAGCUUUGUCCACCUGAGCGUUCAGGAGUUUCUGGCUGCUCUUCAUGUCCAUCAGACCUUCAUCAAUUCUGGAGUCAACCUGCUGAAGGAAACGCAAACAUCUUUCUUGACCAGACAGUUUUCGAAGCGUUUUAUCAAACCGAACCUUCAUCAUCUUCACAAGUAUGCUGUGGACGCAGCUCUGCAGAGUCCAAAUGGACACCUGGACUUGUUCCUGCGCUUCCUCCUUGGUCUUUCUCUGCAGACCAACCAGAAGCUCCUGCAGGGUCUCCUGACAGAAGGAGGCAGCAGCUCACAGAGCAACCAGGAAACACUGAUGCACAUCCACAAGAAGAUCACAGAGGAAGAGCUGUCGACGGAGAAGAGCAUCAACCUGUUCCACUGUCUGAACGAGCUGAACGACGAUUCUCUGCUGAAGAAGAUCCAGGAGGUUCUGACAUCCGGUCAUCUCCACGCAGAAAAACUGUCCUCUGCUCAGUUUCAGGCUCUGGUCUUCCUCCUACUGUCAUCCGAGGAAGACCUGGACGUGUUUGACGUGCAGAAGUUCUCCACCCUCGAAGACGUUCUUCUCAGGCUGAUGCCAGUGGUCAAAGCGUCCAGCAAAGCUGUUCUGAGCUUCUGCAGCCUCACGGAGAGGAGCUGUGAGGCUCUGGCGUCGGUUCUCACCUCCCGGUUCUGCAGCCUCAGAGAUCUGGAUCUGAGUAACAACGGCCUGCAGGAGUCUGGAGGACUGGAGCUGCUCUGGGGAGGACUGCAGAGUCCAAACUGUGUUCUGGAGACUCUCAGGCUGAGCGGCUGUUUGCUCUCUGAGAAAAGCCUGCAGUGUUUCCACCUCCAGACACGCCUGAGGGAUUUGGACCUGAGCAACAACCCGCUGCAGGCUUCAGUGGAGCUGCUGUCGGCCGGACUCCAAGGUCCACAGUGUCACCUGGAGACUCUCAGACUGCAGUGCUGCGGUCUUUCAGAGGAAAGCUGCGAGCUUCUGUCUGCAGUCUUGAGCUCUUCCUCCUCUCUGACGGACCUGGACCUGAGCAACAACGACCUGCUGGAUGCUGGCGUGAAGCAUCUGUCUGCCGCACUGAAGACUCUGGACUGUCGGCUGGAAUCUCUCAGGCUGUCGGGCUGCCAGGUCUCAGAGAACGGCUGUGUUUGUCUGGAUGCAGCCCUGAGCUCCAACCCGUCCCAUCUGAAGGAGCUGGACCUGAGCUACAACUGUCCAGGAGCCCUGGGAACCAAGCUUCUGUCCGCCAAACGGGAGGAUCCGAACUGCAAGCUGGAGGCGCUCAGGUUGGAGCCGGCCGGAGUCCAGUGGUUAAGACCAGGAUUGAAGAAAUACGUCUGUGAACUCAGCUUCGACCCAAACACAGUCCACAAGAACCUGAAACUGUCUGAGGACCAAAGGGGGGUGACAUUUGUGGAGGAGGAGCAGCCGUACCCCGACCACCCGGACCGCUUCCUCAAGAGCCAUCAGCUGCUGUGUGGGAACACUCUGGCUGGUCGCUGUUACUGGGAGGCGGAGCUGACGGGUGGCGUUCACGUGUCUGUGAGUUACAGAGGAACCGUGAGGGGAGGAGAGGGGAACCACGAAUGGUUCGGCGGGAACACUCAGUCCUGGACUCUGUACUUCUCCCAGGGCAGCUACUCUGUGUGGCACAACAAGAAAGGCAAGGCCGUCCCUUCAUCCUCCUCCUCUUCCUCCUCCGGCCCUCACAGAGUAGCCGUGUACUUGGACCAUCCCGCCGGUACUCUGUCCUUCUAUAGAGUGUCUUCAGACAUGCUGACCCACCUCCACACCUUCAGCACCACCUUCACGGAGCCCCUGAGGGCUGGUUUUGGGUUGUGGACCUGGUCGGGUUUACCUGUCGCCUCCUCGGUGCGUCUUUGCUCUCUGUAGAAGAAAACCCAGAACACGAGGAACCGGCAGACUCACACUCAGCCUUGAGCUAGAGACUCGCUACACGCUAAAGCCUUCGCCGUAACCGUCUUUACGGGUGGAUACAAGCUGUCUGCGGAUGAGAAAUGGUCAGUAAGACGGGACGUACACCUUUUUAAUGUUUCCUCCCCCCCCUCCCCCCCAACAUCCUGUGGACUGCACAAGGAUUUUUACGCCACCAUGUCUUGAAAACGAGCUUGACCUGUGGGCAACCUCUGGGAGGCGUGGUCCUGAAAACAUUGUUUGUGUGUUAUUUGACUUUGUGUUCCUCCUUGUGUCAUACUCUCUGGGUAAAGUGCAAAUCCAGCGGGUUUUCUGUUACCGUGCUCAAAAAAAGCUUUCAUCGCAUUUCAGUUCCAGCAGGACUUCAGCUCCUCCAGGGAGGACGGCGGACCGCGAAAGAACUUGCCCAUUGCCUCUGCAGCAGGAAGACGACAUUCCGUCCUGAUUAAGGGGGAGAUGCAAUUGUUUUGAUGCUGCUGCUGUUGCGUCUUAAUGAAGGUCAUUUCAGUAAAAGGGAAACACUGUUGCAUAAGGAUAAUGGGGGGGGGGGGGGGUCUAUUAUCAUCCUGACUGAAAAUAUUUAUUAUUGUCAGGUUUUACUAAAUAUCCAUUUGGAAAAUAUUUAUAUUUUGUUUUUACGUUUUUAUGAUGAUUUGUGUCAAAGUUCUGUGUUCUGACUGAAAAUAAAACAGAGGCGGGGAAA
Molecule: messenger RNA, 5840 nt
Organism: Oryzias latipes (Japanese medaka)
Lineage: Eukaryota; Metazoa; Chordata; Actinopteri; Beloniformes; Adrianichthyidae
Product: protein NLRC3
Molecular function (GO): protein binding
Source: RefSeq, a predicted model, not a curated record